AUGUACCCGAUCGACAUUGUGCAAGAAUCCAAGGCUCCCAAGAAGACCACCGCCAUCCAAGAGUUUUGCACCAAGAUGCAAGCCCUCACCCGAGACCGAUACCUCCAAGCUCUUCGCCACUGUGGCGCCCUUGGUCAGGAUACUAUCUCCGCGCCGACCGGCCCUCUUACCCCAUCCUUAAUCUCCAGCCCAUCGUCAUUACCGUGUUACAAGAUCUACCGUAACUGGCACGCCGAAGACCUCCAGCGCCAGGAGAGGCACCUCCUCUCCUCAAUCAGUGAGGACGACCACCACCCCUCAGGAUCCAAGGAGAAGAAACCUACCACAUUCUUGAUGUCCUACCCAGCCGAGAAGUACAAGAUCCCGACCCGCCUCCCGGACCUUUCGCCGAUCGUCAAUCCGUAUUUCAACCUCUUGGGACUGUUCUUCUGCGCCACCGCUGCUGCCGUUCCUCCUCCUACGCUGACUCUGACACCUCCUCCUACCGCGCCAUCGACUCCCACACCCGGAGACGAUCAAGAAUCAAGGGGUGCCCUGAAGUUGAAGCAUCCUACAACACCUCCCCCUCCUCCUCUGAUAGAGUCAGCCCCAGUCGAAACAUCCCCCUACGGCAAAGAACGCUAUCAAGUCUCCUUCGAAGACCUCGAACAAAGACUCUUCCCCGAGUUCCGUCUUUUCUUUGCAGACUUUUACCUGGUCAAGGAGGAUUGGUAUGUCCAAUUGGUGGUUGUCCCGAGUUGGAAUCGUAGGUUGGAGGAGCAAUGUCGCGAGCAAGGGUUGGUGGAGUUGGAUGUUGCACGGAACCCGUUCUUUUUCCGUUGUCCUGUUGAUUCAGUCACGAGUAAUCUUGGACAUGGCGAUUGCCGGUAUCCGAAUAGCAGUGCUGGCUUCUGUAAGCAGCUCUCUAGACGACCCUCCUACCCUCCUUCAUCCUCUCGCCGCCCCCACCACUUUAGCACUACCACCACCGCCAACAACAAUACCACAGCCAAGGAGACAAAAUAUGAGUACCGGGUCUACACCCACCAGAAGGGACACGCGAAAGUAUGGACAGAACUCCUAGUCGGCUGCGACGUCUUCCCGACGUCCGAGGUUGGCGAACUAGUCGGCUGUUUGUUGCACGAGAACGUUCGCAGGACGGGGAAUACAGUCUCGAUCCAACAGGAGCGACACCAAUUGGCGACUAUUCUCGAGGGCGUUGCGUUGGAUAUUUCUCAGAUAGCUGGGCGGUUGCGUGGGACGACUGAUGGGUUGGUAACCAAGAUGGGUCUAGGGCGCCAGGGAGAGGAAGGAGAGGAGGAGGAAGAGGAGGAGGAGGAGGAGAGAGGAGAGAUGAAAAAAUAUUUGGAGUUGACGUAUCGUCUGUCGAGGGACCGGACUCGAUUGGGGAUCUUACAGUCUUCUACAGCUGCUAGACGGUCCAUGGUUGCGCUGCAUGCCAGGGACGGGUGGAGUCGGUUGUAG
Messenger RNA from Linnemannia hyalina, 1464 nucleotides. The record is from the annotation of a GenBank genome assembly. Lineage: Eukaryota; Fungi; Mortierellomycota; Mortierellomycetes; Mortierellales; Mortierellaceae.